CAUGUAGGAGUCUGUAGUGUGCUUAUGAAAGGGCAGAAAGAUGAGAGAAAGAGUGCUUGAUACAGACGGGCUAAUGGCAGAUAUCGACUCCACAACCUUGUCAUCUCACUUUGACUGCACAUCAAACUAGGCUGUGUGAGGGCGCAAGCUUCAGCAAGGGGAGAGGGAACAGAGAGUGAGUGAGUGAAGAAGAGAGAGAGAGAGAGAGAGAGAGAGAGAGAGAGAGAGAGAGAGAGAGAGAGAGAAGUAAACGCAAGGCUUUACAUGCACAUAUUCACACAGAACACCCUGAAUUCCCAAAGCCAGAGAGGGAGCCACAGAGAAAGCAAGGUCACGCUAGAGCAGGAAUAUCAAAGGUAGACCAGAAGUAAAGAUCUUCUUGUUGUGGGAUUAAGGAAAUGGGAACUGUGGAUCAGGAAGUCCUGGUUUGAUUCAGAGGACAACAAAUUUGAUGCUGUAUUCUUGUGCAUGUUAAGGCAGGGCAACACGUUCACUUAGUGAAAACAUGGAGAAACUCUCAGGCAAAGAAAAGGAGCUGAUCCGGGACAGCUGGGAGAGCCUUGGCAAGAACAAGGUCCCGCACGGCAUUGUCAUGUUUACCAGGUUGUUUGAACUGGACCCAACUCUGCUGACCCUCUUUAACUAUAAAACCAACUGUGGAGUAGUGCCCGAGUGUCUGUCCAGCCCUGAGUUCCUGGAGCAUGUGACCAAGGUGAUGGUAGUGAUUGAUGCAGCUGUCAAUCAUCUGGACGACCUGGACUCUUUGGAAGACUUUUUGUUGAACCUGGGCAGGAAGCACCAAGCUGUUGGUGUCAAAACCCAGUCCUUCACUGUGGUUGGAGAGGCCUUGCUCUACAUGCUGCAGUGCAGUCUUGGAACAGGCUACACAGCUGCACUGCGCCAGGCUUGGCUCAACAUGUACACUGUCGUGGUGGCUGCCAUGACCAGAGGCUGGGCAAAGAACGGAGAACACAAGUCCAACUAAGCAGUGGCAGAACACAAAAAGAUUUACCCUAUAGUUGGGCCAGAGGCAACCUUGUAGUCAGUGCGUUGAGCCAAGCCGUGUGCUCACAGGCCAAGUAUCUCUAAGGUACGACAUCUGAUAUAACUGUAGUUAAAGUGGUUAGAGAUGAUACUAUCCGUGCAAUAAUUUGUAGGUUUGAUCAUUUCAAAUACAGACAACACAAAUAUGAGCAGUUUAUGGCUGACAACUGGAACUUGCCUUGUAUAUAAUGGCUUGAUGUGUCUCCUAUCUCUAAUGGCUGUUGUGCUGUUUUUGAUGUUUCUUACAUAAAAGUCAUGAAACACGAGAUAUGACUAUGCACCAUCAGCCUGUUCAACUUGGAGCAACAAUGGCUCGACUGUUUUGUCUCUUGAAAGUAAAAUCACAUCCUAGUCAACAAAGCUUUCUGAUCUAAAUGAUUCUAAACCUUCAUCUGAUCCAUAAAUAUGGAUCUACAUUUUUUUUCUGAUUGUGAACAUUUAAAUGUUCUCAGUAACAAUAUUGUAAGAGCCAGUAAGCAAUCGGUAAAAGUUUUCAGGAUAAAAAUGUAAUCGUCAAUAUCAGUAUUAUUACAUUUUGAAAACCAGUGCUAAGAAUCAUUACAUAUAAUAAGAUCUUUAAGACUGUUAGUUUCUGUGUCAGAUUAUUACCUUACUUUUCAUGAUUCAUUUUCUAGAAUAAACAGAACACUAGAACAGACUGUUACUUAAAACGGAGAGACUGUUAUGUCAUAUACAUUGAUGUGAUUACACUGAUCCAGCACUGAUCCUGCGUAAUUGAUCACCUCACUGAUAAUAAGUUGUACGGUACAGUACAAAUUAAGUUUGUAAUGUUUUGUUUCUUCAUUUAUUUUAGCUAACACUGCUUUUGAAAGUUCUUUAUUGUUGAAUGACUGUUUAAAUGGCUUGCACAUUGUAUAAGUCAUAUACAGCAAUGUUGAUGGGAUACACGGACGCCUUUAAAUGUUAGCCCUAAGAUGUAAAAAGCGAUGAUUUCCUGUUUGCUGCUAUACAUAUUUUAAAAUUCUCUCAAUAGUACUACAGAAAUAUGGUUCUCUUUAAAUCAGACAUAUUACUACAUUUCAUAAUUUAAUAAUAAUGCCAAGCAUUUUAACACGUGCCAAGAUAUGAAGACAUCCUGUAAACAUUACGUGUUAUUCUGCACAUCUUUAUAUUCAAGGUACUGUCAUGUUGUUUGAUUCUUCUUUCUUGCUGUUAUUACAACUACUGUAUUUACAGUCUAUUUUUGUAUUUUGGUGUGUAUGUGAAUAGAUAUUGGUAUUUACUAGGUGGUGCUGUAUAAUAUUCCUGUGUAAAAUCUUUUUAGUUCAUUCAUUCACAAGGAUAUAGAGAAGGCUUUGAGAUGUGACUUCAGCACAGGAAAUGAUUUGUUUGAACUGAACCUGAAUUAGAUGAAUUAGAUCAUUAAAAAUCCACUCAAUCUUUCAACGCCUUCAACCUCCGGCAUUGUUCACCAGUGACCUCUGGCUUAUUAUGCACUCAUUCAUCUUAAGGCUAAUGAUUCUGUAACUACAGUGAAGUGAAUAAUAUUGUACUGCAUUUAAUGUGAAAUGUUAAUUUGGCCCUGUGAACAGUUCCUGAGAGGUUAUGGAGUCGGAUAUAAGUGUAAAUAUUCUUACAGCACAAAGAAACUUGUUAUUGUCUUUAUCUAUUUAUUCAUGGACUGUUGUGUGAGCCUAUUGCUAUAUUUGACUCAGUAAUGUUCUUUAUUCUCUGGAUAUUCUGUAACUGAAGUGGAUGUCUACCUCACUCAUGUAGCUGCUGAGAACAGCGAUGAUAUGACCUGACUCCUCAACCAAAAAACACUCACGCUUCACAAGCACUGUACAUCUUGUGUUUCUUCGAACAUGCUGUAACACAGAUAAUAGUGAGCUCUGUCAAGCGUUUCUGUCAGGAUUUGUU
This is a messenger RNA of Tachysurus vachellii, 2925 nucleotides long. It is a transcript of the gene ngb, whose product is annotated as neuroglobin. The transcript is spliced from 5 exons. Gene Ontology annotation, molecular function: heme binding; oxygen binding. NCBI's taxonomy places the organism in Eukaryota, Metazoa, Chordata, Actinopteri, Siluriformes, Bagridae. The coding region runs from base 506 to 985 and encodes 159 amino acids. The record is from RefSeq and is a predicted model, not a curated record.